AUGUCAGAAGGUGGUUAUGCUAUUGAGCUUUAUUUCGAUCCAGCACUUGAAAACCAGGUGUUGAAGGCCUGGAACGUGCUAGCUCGACGCCAAAUAAGUAGCCAUCUCAUUGAAAUCGAGUCUCGCCCUCAUAUAACCCUUUAUUCAACUCCCUUUAUCGAUCCCACUAAGCUUGAAUCAAUCAUCAAGACUUUCGCAUCUAAGCAAGAACCAUUACCCUUAUCACUUUCCACCAUCGGUUGCCAUCCAAAUGAAAACAAUCUUCUGUUUUUAGCCCCGACGCCUUCGCUUUCUCUUCUUCAAUUCCAUUCUCAGUUGUGUGAUGCAAUGAGGAAGGAGGGGAUUGAGAUUACUGAAGAGUAUUGCCCGGACAAUUGGAUUCCUUAUUGUGCAGUGGCUCAGGAUGUCCCAAAGGCAAGAAUGGGUGAGUCUUUGUGUGUUCUGAGAGAUUUGAAGUUGCCAGUUGCUGGGUAUGCAAUGGAUAUUGGGUUAGUGGAGUUUUCGCCUGUUCGUGAGUUAUUUUCGUUCGUGCUUGGUAACACAGUAGAAGGAUGA
Messenger RNA from Dovyalis caffra, 555 nucleotides. NCBI's taxonomy places the organism in Eukaryota, Viridiplantae, Streptophyta, Magnoliopsida, Malpighiales, Salicaceae. The record is from the annotation of a GenBank genome assembly.